GUGACGUCGUGGAGUGUAAGCAUAAACUUCCGGUAUGAGAUUGACUGGAUCCUCUUUUACCGGCUUGGGUCAACAUGGGACGAGUCAGGACGAAGACGGUCAAGAAGGCCGCCAGGGUCAUCAUCGAGAAGUACUACACACGCCUGGGCAACGACUUCCACACCAACAAGAGGGUGUGUGAGGAGAUAGCCAUCAUUCCCAGCAAACCUCUUCGCAACAAAAUCGCCGGUUAUGUGACCCACUUGAUGAAACGCAUCCAGCGUGGUCCAGUGCGAGGCAUCUCCAUCAAGCUGCAGGAGGAGGAGAGGGAGAGGAGGGACAACUACGUGCCUGAGAUCUCUGCUCUGGACCAGGAGAUCAUAGAAGUGGACCCAGAGACUAAAGACAUGCUGAAGAUGCUGGACUUUGGUGGACUUUCCAAACUUCAAGUGACUCAGCCAAUUAUUGGCAUGAACUUCAAAACCCCACGAGGACUGUAGAACCUCAUACUUCCUAAAUAAAGUCAUAGAAGUCUUUUCAUCAAACAAGUGUCUCUUACGCUACACUCACAGGCCACUUUAUUAGGUACGCCAUCCCAGUUUUACCAAAGUAGUCGUCGGAUGUGGGAGGAAGCCCACAAGUGGAGAACAUGCAAACUCCAAACACAGAUUCAAACCCAGAUCUGACUGUGUGGCCAAUAUGCUAACCACUAGGCCACCGUGCGGCCACAAAUGAUAGUAAUAUUUUCCAUUAUGACCUUUGACAUCAGCCAUCACAAGCAUCUUGGAUAUCAUUUAAAAAUGUUAAAGCUUUGAGCUUCUUGGUAAAACACCUAAGCUAAAACACUGCUGAAGUCCAUUCAUGCUAUGAAACGAAUUCUCUGGCUUAAACCCAUUUUUUGGAAUUAGUUUUGACUAACUCAAACACUUCAUACAUCAGUGCUAUUUUGUAAAAUUCAGCCCCUUUUUGUCUCCCACUGAACACAUUUCACACUGAUACUGUAAAAUGUCAACACAACUAGCAUCUUGUAUGCACAAGUAAAGUUUACUUUUGA
Dunckerocampus dactyliophorus (ringed pipefish) is the source of this 1033-nucleotide messenger RNA. It is a transcript of the gene rps17, whose product is annotated as ribosomal protein S17. Gene Ontology annotation, cellular component: ribosome. The record is from RefSeq and is a predicted model, not a curated record. The transcript is spliced from 5 exons. Bases 75 to 479 code for a protein of 134 amino acids. NCBI's taxonomy places the organism in Eukaryota, Metazoa, Chordata, Actinopteri, Syngnathiformes, Syngnathidae. Gene Ontology annotation, biological process: translation. Gene Ontology annotation, molecular function: structural constituent of ribosome.